Molecule: messenger RNA, 689 nt
Organism: Solanum verrucosum
Lineage: Eukaryota; Viridiplantae; Streptophyta; Magnoliopsida; Solanales; Solanaceae
Product: MFP1 attachment factor 1
Exons: 2
Coding region: 76-534 (152 amino acids)
Biological process (GO): lateral root development; mitotic cell cycle
Source: RefSeq, a predicted model, not a curated record
CAAUUUUCAAUUUCAGCGUAACCCUACAGAACCCAAAACCCCAACCGCUACACCACCGCACCACCACCACCAUCAAUGGCAGAAAUCGAUUCAGCUCAGUCCCAGGAGACCGUCUCACAGGAGACUCAGAACAAGCCGAUGACCACUUCCUUCAGCAUUUGGCCACCAACUCAGCGCACUCGUGACGCCGUCAUCAACCGCCUCAUCGAGUCUCUGUCAACACCUUCCAUACUCUCAAAGCGUUAUGGAACUCUCCCUCAAGACGAGGCUUCUGAAACUGCAAGGCUGAUUGAGGAGGAGGCAUUUGUUGCUGCUGGAUCCACUGCUACCGAUGCUGAUGACGGCAUUGAGAUACUUCAGGUUUACUCAAAGGAGAUUAGCAAGCGCAUGAUUGACACUGUUAAGUCCAGAUCUGCUCCUGCUGCUGCUUCGGAGAGUGAGAGUAAGCCGUCGGAGUUGCCGGCUGAUGCUUCGGAGCCCUCCUCUGCUUCUGGUCUCACUGGGGAGGUCUCAUCCGUUGAAACCGAGCCUUGAAGAGGCUUAGCUGCUUCAGAAAAUUCCAACCUCAUCAUCAGAUCUUCUGACUUUCGAGUUUGGCUCUCAGGAUGCAAUGUGGGUGUAGCUUCUAAUAGUCAAUGUAUCUUAUUAUUGACUCUUAGAGGAACGGAAUUAAUUCUUUUUAAGAGUUU